This is a messenger RNA of Dracunculus medinensis (Guinea worm), 1242 nucleotides long. The record is from the annotation of a GenBank genome assembly. Lineage: Eukaryota; Metazoa; Nematoda; Chromadorea; Rhabditida; Dracunculidae.
AUGACGAAUGCUAGAGGAACGGCUUCAUCGACAUCAUCUUCUGCAGCCACAUCGACUGGUGUAUUAAUGGUUGGACCAAAUUUUAAGGUCGGAAAGAAGAUUGGUUGUGGAAAUUUUGGUGAAUUACGAUUAGGUAAAAAUCUUUACAAUAAUGAACAUGUUGCGAUAAAAUUAGAACCAAUGAAAAGUAAAGCGCCACAACUUCACCUCGAAUAUCGAUUCUAUAAGUUAUUAGGACAAAAUGAAGGUUUACCUCAAGUUCAUUAUUUUGGACCUUGUGGUAAAUAUAACGCGUUAGUUAUGGAAUUAUUAGGACAUUCAUUGGAGGAUUUGUUCGAUUUAUGCGAUCGGAAAUUUUCAUUGAAAACUGUUUCAAUGAUUGCCAUGCAACUUAUUAAAAGAAUAGAAUAUGUACAUUCCAAACACCUCAUUUAUCGCGAUGUGAAGCCAGAAAAUUUUCUUAUUGGAAGACAUUCGACACGCAAGCAACACUUAUUACAUAUAAUUGAUUUUGGCUUGGCAAAAGAAUAUAUUGACUGUGAUACUGGUAAGCAUAUUGCUUAUCGGGAGCAUAAAUCGUUAACUGGAACUGCGAGGUAUAUGUCGAUAAAUACUCAUCUAGGAAAAGAACAAAGUCGGCGAGAUGAUUUGGAAGCACUUGGACAUAUGUUUAUGUAUUUCCUUCGUGGAUCACUACCAUGGCAAGGCCUUAAAGCUGAUACAUUAAAGGAGCGGUAUCAGAAAAUUGGUGACACGAAAAGGUCGACACCAGUUGAAGUUCUUUGUGAAGGAUUUCCUGAUGAAUUUGCUCAAUACUUACGAUACGCUCGCCGAUUAGAUUUUUUUGAGGCACCUGAUUAUGAAUAUUGCUAUAAUUUAUUUAAAUCAGUUCUUGAUAGGCUCGGCUAUACGUGUGAUUAUGAAUUCGAUUGGACAAUGAAGCUUAAUCAAGUGUCUACACCAUCUGGUUCGUUGCAUACUAGCGACGGAAUUCAUAAAGUUGAUGUAAAGCGAGGUGCCACUAAAGGACGUGAAGAUGUAUUAAAACCUUCAAAUACUGGUGAUCAAGUAGCUGGUGGUUUCGGCUCAACGCAGGUGAUCAAUUCAGCAACUGGUGAAAUGGCAGAAGACCCCGGUGGAAGAUCCCAGCAGCCUAUUAAUUAUAAUGAAGAUAGUGGUGAAGUGAAGUGUUGUUGUUUUCGUCGUAGAAGGCGAAAAACACCACAACAGCAGAAACAAUGA